CCGCCUGCCGGGCGCUGCUAGCAAUGUGGGGCUCGGCCUUGGCGCUCUGGACUGCCGCCGGCAUGGUGUGCCUGCAGAACGGCCGCCGAGCUCCGGGGCCCGUGCUUGGGGCCGCCUGCCUCUUCUCUAUGGCUUUCGGACUGGGACAGAGCGGCGAAGAGAACAGAUGUACCAGCUCGAAUGCAGCAACGUGUAGCAAGUGCCUGGUGCUGGGCCCAGAGUGCGGAUGGUGCGCCCAAGAGGAUUUCAUGGCUGGAGCAGCAGCGAAUGAACGUUGUGACAUGGUUUCCAACUUAGUAAGCAAAGGCUGCUUGUCCGAUUUUAUAGAAUCUCCUUCGGUUGGUGUGACGAUACCCACAGGAAGUGAAAUGAACACUCAAGUCAGCCCUGGGGAGGUGCUCAUCCAACUGCGACCAGGAGCUGAAGCUAGCUUUCUGCUGAAAGUCCACCCUUUACAAAAAUACCCUGUGGAUCUUUAUUAUCUUGUUGAUGUCUCAGCCUCCAUGCACAAUAAUAUAGAAAAACUAAACUCUGUUGGAAAUGACUUAUCCCGGAAAAUGGCACCUUUUUCCCAUGACUUUCGACUCGGAUUUGGAUCCUACGUUGAUAAAACAGUGUCUCCCUAUAUUAGCAUCCACCCUGGCAGAAUCCACAACCAGUGCAGUGAUUACAAUUUAGAUUGCAUGCCACCUCAUGGCUACAUUCACGUGCUGUCUCUGACAGAAAACAUCACGGAGUUUGAAAGAGCAGUUGACAGACAGAAAAUCUCAGGGAAUAUCGAUACACCUGAAGGAGGUUUUGAUGCCAUGCUGCAGGCCGCUGUUUGCCAGAGUCAUAUUGGUUGGCGCAAGGAAGCUAAAAGAUUGCUUCUUGUGAUGACAGAUCAGACUUCUCACCUUGCCCUUGAUAGCAAACUUGCAGGGAUCGUGGUGCCAAAUGAUGGAAAAUGCCACCUAAAAGACAAUGUCUACAUUAAGUCCACAAGCAUGGAGCAUCCCUCACUGGGGCAACUUGCAGAAAAAUUAAUAGACAACAAUAUUAAUGUUAUUUUUGCAGUCCAAGGAAAACAGUUUCAUUGGUACAAGGAUCUCCUGCCCCUCUUGCCUGGAACCGUGGCUGGCCAAAUUGAAUCAAAAGCAGCAAACCUCAACAACUUGGUGGUGGAUGCCUAUCAGAAACUGAUAUCCGAAGUGAGAGUUCAGGUGGAGAAUCAGAUACCAGGAGUCCAUUUUACCAUCUCAGCCAUGUGUCCUGAUGGGAGCAGACAUACAGGGAUGGAAGGAUGCAGAAAUGUGACCAGCAGCGAUGAAGUUCUGUUCAAUGUCACUGUGACCAUGGAUGUAUGUGAUGGAGCUGGUGGGAGAAGCUAUGCCAUCAUCAAGCCUAUUGGCUUCAAUGAAAGCACUAAAGUGCACAUCUAUAGGAACUGUAGCUGCCAGUGUGAUGAUAGCAGAAGCCCCAAACGGAAAUGUGCAGAUGAAACUCUCUUAGGUCCUACUUGUCCCCAGUGUGAUGGUGACAAGUGCCAUUUUGAUGGAGAUCAAUCCCAUCUGGACAGUUGCAAGGCACAAAAGAACCAGCCCAUUUGCAGUGGUCAAGGUGUCUGCAUAUGUGGGAAAUGUUUCUGUCACAAAACUAAACUUGGAAAAGUAUAUGGAAAAUACUGUGAAAUGGAUGACUUCUCCUGCCCAUAUCACCAUGGAAACCUGUGUGCUGGGCAUGGAGAAUGUGAAGGAGGCCGAUGCAAAUGCUUCCGAGGCUGGGAAGGAGACCGUUGUCAGUGUCCAUCUUCCUCUGCCCAACGCUGCAUCAAUUCCAAAGGCCAGGUGUGCAGUGGGAGAGGGGCCUGUGUGUGCGGGAAGUGCGAAUGCACGGAUCCCCGCAUCGUUGGCCGUUUCUGUGAAUACUGCCCCACCUGUGAUACAGCCUGUGAUGAAAACCAGAGCUGUGUCCAAUGCUACCAUCCUCACAAUUUAUCUCAAGCUAUACUUCAUCAGUGCAGAGCUUCGUGUCCUCCAAGGGCCUAUUAUAUUGACCAAACAGAAGAAUGUUUCUCUAACCCAAGCCAUUUCCGAAUAUUUUUCAUCAUCUCCAUCAUUACAUUCCUUAUUGGAUUAUUGAAGGUUCUCAUCAUCAGACAGGUCAUCCUCCAAAGGACCAGAAAUAAAGUGAAAUCUGCCAGCUACAGAGUGUCCACAUCAAAGAAGGAUAAGAUGUUUCUGCCAGCCGUCUGCACGCACACUGUCACGUACCGCCGUGACAAACCUGAAGAGAUAAACAUUGACAUCAGUAAAUUACACCCUCAUGAAACUUUUAAGUGCAACUUCUAAAGGAAUGGGGCCUUCCUUAGAAACCUUCUCCAUGACCAUCUCCUAAAAAAGAAGUCUUCACAUUGAAAAGUGGCAGGAGGUGCCCAAAUAUUCUUUGGUCACACCAUUGGUGGUUGAAAGUUCUGCUAGAGACUGACGUGCUUCCAUAUUGUGACAUAGCCUUUGGAUGUGAUAGCUGCUGAUUUUGUGAAAGAGAAAUGUGGCUUACUACUGUUUGAGACUAGUGUUGUCCUAGCACUUUAAUGUAAUAUAUAACUUAUUUAGUUACAGCAUAGAAUGUAGAUCUGAACAGCACUGAUCUCACUUUACAGGUAGCUAACCUCCAUCCCUUUUCCCUGCUGGAAAGGACAAUUCUGUGAGAUGACUCUGGCAUCACUGUAUACUACAAGGGUACAGUCCUUUCUUGGGUUAUAUUCAUUCAUCACCAAAUUUCCAAAUGAAAAGUGGUUUUUAUUUUAAUUCAAUUAACCAGGUGUUUACACUUUUUUUUAUACAUAUUUGAACUUCAAGUGGAAUGUAAACUCCUUAAGGGCUAGCACUACUUUGUAUUUUUUCUCUGUCUCCCCAAUGCCUUGUCCAUAGCCUGGCACUUGGUGUGAAUGCUUAAUGAGUUAAACUGAAUUGAAUUGAACAGAGAAAACAUCCAGAUUGAAUUGUUUACUCUACCUUGGUAUUUUGGUGAUAGGUGAUGAUAGAUAAUUGGUGGUAGGUCAGUGCAACCUUCAUCUCAUAGUAAGUGAUUUUGCUUUCUAAACUCUAGGAUUGUUGUUGUUGCUGUUGUCUGUUUUUGUUGUUUAUUGUUUGUGUAUAUAUGUGGGUUUUUGUUUUGUUUUGUUUUGUUUUUUACAAACUCUAAUUCCAGAGGUGUUUCCUGCUUGGUUUUUUGAUCUUUUCAUCUUAAUGCAUGCCAUAAAUUACUGGAUCAAGGACGUGCUUAGCUACUGCCACUGGGAAAAUCAAGGGUGUUGAGUGCCAGUAUCAUGGAGUCUCUUCUCAUUGGGAAUAAUUAAGUGGUCGAUAAAAAGACCCUGUAUCAAAGCAUCAGGUUUCUAGAGAAUUCCAUCCUUUCAUUUCUUAUUGCUUUGGGGUUUGGGAUUUUCUCACCUGAUCAGCUAGAUGCAUGGUACCCUUUCCUUUGUCCUGCUGGUGAAAUUGAACCUCAGCACAUUAUAUGAAAAUUGUGCUAUCAGACAAAGCACCAAAUGACUGCAUCUUUUUUUUUAACUUAGGAAAGCAAUACACCGAUUUUUGCCAUACAAACUGGAUUUCAAUAUAUUUUUUCCCCAUCAGUGUGCUAAACUAGCCUGAGGACUAAUAUGUUCCCUAUUAUUGAAAUAGGACCUGAGCUGCCUUUACUUAUCAGAGAUUCUAAAAAAGAUAAAAGAGUAUUAGAGAUCCUGUAGUCUGACUUUCUCUUCCUCUCGUUCCAUAUUUUACUGAUAAGAAAUUGGAAGUGCCAAAGAGAUUAUAUGAUUUACCCAAAAUCCCAAAUCUUCUCAUUCUUAAGCUAGGGCUUUUUUUUUCUUUCAUUUUUGAUACAAUAGGCUACCUCCUAAAUCUUACAAAUUAAUAUCAAAAUAUAAAGGGUUUUUUUGUUUCUUUCUUGGAAAUAUACACAUAUUUAUAUAUAUUUACAUAUAGAUAUAAGUAUAUCUAUAUCUCAUAAUGCACAAAAUAAAGGAGAGAAAGGAAGCAAAUGCUCCCAAAAAACUUGUUGGGUAUGAGAAGCUCUGAAAUAUACAUAAUCACAGACUUUGACAGUUAGAAGGGACC
This is a messenger RNA of Phascolarctos cinereus (koala), 4103 nucleotides long. RefSeq names its product integrin subunit beta 8 (gene ITGB8). Gene Ontology annotation, cellular component: integrin complex; cell surface; focal adhesion. Gene Ontology annotation, molecular function: integrin binding. NCBI's taxonomy places the organism in Eukaryota, Metazoa, Chordata, Mammalia, Diprotodontia, Phascolarctidae. The record is from RefSeq and is a predicted model, not a curated record. Gene Ontology annotation, biological process: cell migration; integrin-mediated signaling pathway; cell adhesion mediated by integrin.